Molecule: messenger RNA, 5086 nt
Organism: Rhipicephalus sanguineus (brown dog tick)
Lineage: Eukaryota; Metazoa; Arthropoda; Arachnida; Ixodida; Ixodidae
Product: carboxypeptidase M
Exons: 11
Coding region: 13-1695 (560 amino acids)
Biological process (GO): proteolysis
Cellular component (GO): cell surface
Molecular function (GO): zinc ion binding; metallocarboxypeptidase activity
Source: RefSeq, a predicted model, not a curated record
CGGCACGCUUUCAUGAUGUACCGAGGCCUUGGUCAACACCACCUUUUUUUUCUAGGUGGUGUUGCCUUGGUGCGCCGGGCGUCGACGGUUUCUCUCUCUCGCCGUCCAGUCUCCCUUCCCUCUGCGAGUGCGCGAAUAGCUGGGGCAAUUCCGAGGCAAAGCCGAUCUGAGAGUCCCGCUGCGAUCUCAGAAACGACGGGCUGGCAAACAGGAGGAGGCUGCGUCGCGAUGAAGCCCCGGAGCAUGUGUGCGUCGGCGCUGGCGCUGGCGUUGCUGCUGCUCUACCUGUGCGCGGUGCGUCAAGUGCGCGGACAGUCCGGCACGCCGACGGGGAAGAAGCGCUCCGAGGAGUACACCUACUUCAACCACGAGGAGAUGACCAACUUCCUCAAGAAGGUCUCCACAAACUACCCGGACUUCACGCGCCUCUACAGCGCGGGAAAGUCCGUGCAAGGUCGUGACCUAUGGGUUCUGUUGGUGACGAAAGAUCCCCAGGAGGAGACGCUGCUCAAGCCCAACGUCAAGUACGUUGCCAACAUGCACGGCAACGAGGCGGUUGGCCGGCAGCUGAUGGUGUACCUGAUCGCGCACCUCCUGACGCGCUACAACGUGGACCCGUACGUGCGCUACCUGCUGGACAACACGCGCAUCCACAUCAUGCCCAGCAUGAACCCCGACGGAUACGAGAUCUCCAAGGAGGGAGCUUGUACCGGCACACUGGGACGGUACAACGCUCGUGGCGUGGACUUGAACCGCAACUUCCCAGAUCACUUCAAGACUCAGACGCAGCAGCAGCAGCCGGAGACAGAGGCCGUGCGGCGCUGGAUCCACCAGAUCCCGUUUGUGCUGUCCGGAAACAUCCAUGGCGGUGCCGUCGUAGCCUCGUACCCAUUCGACAACUCGCCUAACGCCGUGUUUCACACGUAUAACAAGCCUUCGGUGACCCCGGACGACGACGUGUUCCAGCACAUUGCCAGCGUGUAUUCCUUCAACCACGCCAACAUGUACCUGGGCGCGCCCUGUUCCUCAGAUCGGCAAGCGUUCCCCAACGGCACCACCAACGGCGCGGCAUGGUAUCCCCUCGCAGGUGGCAUGCAGGACUACAACUACAUCUGGGAAGGCUGCAUGGAAGUGACGUUCGAGAUCUCUUGCUGCAAGUUUCCGCAUCGCCGCGAGCUGCCCCGCUUCUGGGACGACAACAAGCAAUCACUGCUUGCCUACUUGGGAGAGGUGCACAAAGGCGUACGAGGCAUUGUUAUGGAUGAGCGCGGCAACCCAGUGGUCAAGGCUUUCCUGCGUGUUUCUAAUCGCACUAUCGGCUUCAAGACCACAUCCAGAGGGGAGUACUGGAGGAUCCUCAGGCCUGGUCGUUACACGCUUGAGGUCUCUGCGCCCGGUUUCCACACGGCCAAGCAAGACUUCAUCGUGCUCGAGCAGCAGAUCUCCAUCCUGAACGUGACGCUCAAGUCUUUGCACGAGGAACCCGAGGAGCCCGAGCAGCUCCAGCCCGAACAGGACUCGGCACAAAGCGCAGUGCCGCCACCUACGGUGGCACCCCAAGAGAAUAAGUUAGACGCCAUAAGACAAAUUCUACCACAGCCACCUUUGCCACCUCGCUUCUACUUUAACGGCUUCAAAUCGCUACCACUGGCCAAUAACAACCCGUUCGAGUUUGCACAACCGCUACGCCACUGACCUAGCUCCUCUGUUGUCUUUUCUUUUCGCUCUGUGUCAUCAUGAUUUCGCCUCACAUGCGCCAGCCCAUGUUCAUUGCUGAUUUUUUUUUUUUCGCCAUCAUGUCAUGUUUGUUCGCUGCGAGUCUCAGCAGCUCAGACAGUAUUUUAAGCUGAACGCACGUACGUCACAGCCUCCUUCUGCGUUAGUUUUUUUUUCCUGCUUCAGUUCAAUACAUUUCCACGUGAAUAUGUGUAAGUGUCGCCCACGUGCAAGUUCCAGGCUUGCCACAGGUAAAUCUUACGCGUUAUGUCUCUUAGAGAGAGCGGUAUUUUUGCUUUUGGGAAGUGGCGAUGAUUGCCACAGGCCAAUAACUCUCGUUAGGUAUUAAAACCAACAAAUUUAUUAGCGAAUAAGAGUUUGAACAGUUCAUAUAGGACAUGCAGCUUCCUGUUUACUGGCCAAUAUUUUUUUAGCAAAGUAGGCUUUCAGGAAAAUGGAAUUGCUUUACAUAGCAGAGACUUGUAACCCGUACCGUGAGACUGCUUCCAGACGCACAAUAAAUCAUAAUUUCAAGAUGCACUUUCAUAGUCAUAGGCCCAUCGCCAUCACCAUCGUCAUUGUCGUUUGUUACGUGUAAUUAUUUUUGACAGUAUGCAGCACGCCUGGACACAGUGCACCUCCUGUUUUUUUGUUUUUUAUCUUCUCAAGUAUUGUCGGAGAGGUUGGCCUUCUCGAAAGGUAGCAUUAUGAAACUUCUUACAGGCUCUUUUUAUCGCUUCUCGCGCGUUCUAUUCUCUUUUUUAUACCAAUCAUUUCUGCUUUCGUGCACGUGUGAGUACAGCAUGUCAUCAGCACAUGGCCUUUUCUUAAUCUCUGUUUUUUUUUUCUCGCUAACACGGUGACGGUGUUCGCAGCACCCUUUUUGUCUCUGCUCUACUGUCAUCUCACUAAUAAACUUGAAACACCCACUUCCUCUGUUUCAUUUCUUUCUAUUUUUACGCGACAUCCAUUUAUAGACAUCAACAAAUUUAGGAAACGGCAGGAGCACUGAACAAGACUGUCGACGAGCAUUGUUCGAGUAACGGCACAGUAAGUUGAGAAGCAUCCACGUAGCUAACCAUUCGAUCUGUAUUCUCGCUGCUGCGUUGUGCUGCUCGGCGAUAUCGACGUGAGGUGGUAAUGCGUGGUGCCCGCUUUGGCUUCGACGCCUACCAUCUCACCUCGAUGUCUGCAGUGAAAAUGCACGCUGCUUUGGUCCUUAUAACUUACCGGGCGCUCAUUCAGAGAAAAAAUUGCCUGAUUUUUCUGAAGCCGCACGUACUAUGUUGCGUUUAUUCAGCAAGAAUGCUCAAGUCAUUCUCAUAAAGCAACAAAAGAUGAGCAGUCAUGUUUGCUGCUUAGUGCGAAAAAAAUCUAGCCCCGCUGAAGUCACUCUUUCAAUGCUCCCACAGCGAUUAGGUAUUUUUUCUUAACAUCAGUCCUUUCCGAAUCUCGUACGCGUCAUUUUAGUACGCGACAAUUGCUCAUGCUUGGGAGCCAGGGAUAUGAUAGUGAACGUAGAACGCAUAAACGAGACUCUUGUGAGUGCUCCUGUCGUGUUUGCUUUUGGCAACGCACACGCUGGCCAAGUGCCGAAGCUGCGUGUUUCAUUACUAACACGCUCCCACACUUCACGGAACAUCGCCGACAGCCGAUAGCCAUCAAAUCUUUCUGGGUCGGAGAUUCACUGGACAUCCACUGACCACGAAAAGGAGCCCUCUGGUGUCUCAUGGUGAAGAUAUUCUCGGAGGAAGAGUUCCUGCAUCCGGACUCGUCGGCGUUAAGCUUCUUCCUGGCGCCAUCGUCACUUCAGAGAGCACCUUCCAUGUGGAACUCCAUAAAGUCCGGUUUUGGAAAUCUCUUUGGGAACUUCGGCUGAGUGAAUUCAUGAGAAUGCACCAAGUCCACGACACAACAGCCGCGAGCAAAAGAGAGAAAAAGCCGGGCACUUAUGGGACGAACCACGCUUGACGAGUGAAAGCGGGGACUGCGCGAGAAUUCGCAGCCGACCUUCCUUCAGCUGUGCUCGAGGAGGGCGCGUGUUCCGCGAUGUGUUUUAGACAAAUAAGUUAUCCCGCUUAGCAUGCUGCUGCCAACCAUCGCCUUUCAGGAAACCUGCGGGGCUGUAGCGGGCCCACUCUGCGCAACUUCAGCACCGACGAUAUAGCAUUCCACACAGCGGUGGUCUACCUUGUCUAGGAGACCACGAACCAUAGAGUUUCACACAAAUAUCUCCAGUAGCCGUCACAAGCUUCGAUAAUUCAACCACGCUGGGCAGGAGGGGGGGGGGGGGAGUACACAGUGGUCUCCCCUAGUGUUCGCUGAAAACCUGCUUUCUUGUGAACUUAUUUCUUAUGAACUGGCCAUUGUACAUCCUUAUAUCCAUCAAACUGUUCUUUAACACCUUUUUUUUUUGCCUUUGUCACUAGCAUCUAAGGGUGCCUUAGUCCUUAAUUUCAGAAACUAAAGUAUCUGAAAUUUAAUCUCAUCGAUAUCAUCGAAAGAAUGAUCAUUGGUCACAUAAUGUGCUUCACUGAGUCCCGCUAUUUUAAUAAUGAUGAUUUAGGUUGGAUGUAUGUCUUGUUUUGUAAUGUUCUUUUAAAAUAUACGCUGUUGAUGCUCUAAAAACGGUUGAAUCGAUCCUUUCGGGGGUGAAAUUUAUCAGCAUGGAACAUAUUUGUGAAUACAACGUCCCUUUAAAACUAAGAGGCCACCCAUCUACUUGAAGCAAGCAAUGAAAGCCAUGCACUAAACCAGGGGCGUAUCCAGAAAUUUUUUUCGGGGGGGGGGGGGGGUUCAACCAUACUUUAUGUAUGUUCGUGCGUGCUUUUGUAUGUGUGCGUGCCUAUACGCAAGCAAAAUUGAAAAAUUUCGGGGGGGGGGGGGGUGGCUACGCCCCUGCACUAAACCUUCCCCAAUGAAGCUCCUGCGGAUUCAAGAAUCGAAUUUCCUUCCGGUGAUCGUUGUAUGAAACUCUAUAGUGACAUUAAUUGAAUUUAUACGGCACUCGGUCUUUCCGACCUUCACAUGUGCAACAGUUGUGCUUAGCUUCUUGUUUUCUCGCCCGAUGGCAACGGUUGGCGACCCUCUAAGAGCUGGAUUCGCGUGCACUGACGGAGUCGCAGUUCGUGACAGAAUUAUUUGUUCGUGCGAGUUCCUGCAGAGGAAAAUUUGAGUCGGACUUGACGAAUGAGUCGCACAGUGUUAUGUUUUGUGCCGUUAGAACGCAGUCAGUGGUUUUAUCUUUGCACAUCAUCUGUCCUUCUUUUUUUGUUUGCUUUAAGGCCACACAAACCGCAUAGUGUGUGUCAGUGUUCUUAUCAUGAAUAGUGAGUCACCUUGUUACAAUAAAGAGAGAAGAAUCUCGCCA